CAAAAACAAGCACAGAACCCCCCCAGCUUCACACUAGACGUAGAAAGGGUUUUAGAGCCUUCUUUUUCAUUUCCCUCUUUUGCCUCAUCCAAAAUCCCUAAAACCCCACUCUCUCACUUUUCCAAUGGCUCCAACUAUUUCAACCCUAUGAAACCCUUUCCCCUCCAAAACCCCAAUCUUCUCUACAAACCUUCUUCCAUGGCAUUCUCCUCCGCACUUCGAGUCCUCAGACUCUCCCCGCUCGCUCCCUCGCGCCUCCCUUGGCUCCACCAUAAUCCCUCGCAGCUUCGCUUUCUCUCUUUGCGGCGCCCCGCCAGAGCGGUUCAGGGUGCCAGGCGCCGUGACGAGCCUGCACGAGCUGGAAAUGGAAAUGGGAGCAUCACCGUAAUGGAUAGCGGUAAUGGUAACGGGAGUGAGGGAAGGGUUGUGACAACGGAGCUUCACAAAGAGGCAACGGAAGCCUACAUGGCUUAUGCUAUGUCGGUGUUGCUUGGUCGCGCAUUGCCCGAUGUUCGGGACGGUUUGAAGCCCGUGCAUAGAAGGAUUCUAUUUGCAAUGCAUGAGCUUGGCCUCUCAUCCAAAAAACCGUUCAAGAAGUGUGCAAGAGUUGUAGGAGAGGUAUUGGGAAAAUUCCACCCUCACGGAGACACUGCUGUAUAUGAUUCAUUGGUUCGAAUGUCCCAGGAUUUUUCCUUACGUUGUCCUUUGAUCCAAGGUCAUGGAAAUUUUGGUUCAAUUGAUGCUGACCCUCCUGCUGCCAUGCGUUACACUGAGUGCAGACUAGAAGAACUGACUGAAGCAAUGUUGUUGGCAGAUCUAGAGCAAGAUACAGUUGAUUUUGUUCCAAAUUUUGAUAAUUCGCAAAAAGAACCGUCACUUCUACCUGCUCGUCUUCCCACCUUAUUGUUGAAUGGUUCUUCUGGCAUUGCGGUUGGCAUGGCGACUAAUAUCCCUCCUCAUAAUAUCGAGGAAGUAGUAGAUGUGCUCUGUGUGUUGAUACAUAAUCCAGAAGCUACUCUGCAAGAAUUGCUUGAAUACAUGCCUGGACCUGACUUCCCAACUGGAGGGCUGAUUAUGGGAAAUCUUGGGAUCUUGGAGGCAUACCGUACUGGUCGAGGACGUGUUAUUAUCAGAGGGAAAACUGAUAUUGAAUUGCUCGAUUCCAAGACAAAACGGACUGCAAUAAUCAUCAAAGAGAUUCCUUACCAGACCAACAAAGCAGCUUUAGUUGAGAAGAUUGCUGAACUUGUAGAAAACAAGAGUUUGGAUGGUAUAAGUGAUAUUCGGGAUGAGAGUGAUCGUUCUGGAAUGCGUAUAGUCAUUGAGCUGAAGCGGGGAUCAGACCCAUUAAUUGUCCUGAAUAAUCUUUAUCGCUUAACAUCUCUGCAAUCUACAUUUAGCUGUAACAUGGUGGGCAUUCUUAAUGGACAGCCUAAACAAAUGGGGCUGAAGGAAUUGCUGCAGGCGUUCUUAGACUUCAGAUGCUCUGUUGUUGAGAGACGAGCUAGGUUUAAGUUGUCACAGGCACAAGAGAGAAGACAUAUUGUUGAGGGAAUUCUGAUUGGGUUUGAUAAUCUGGAUGGGGUGAUUCAAAUAAUACGUGAAGCUUCAAGUAACUCAGCUGCAGCGGCUGGUUUACGUAAUGCAUUCAGUCUCUCUGAUAAACAAGCUGAAGCUCUUUUGGACAUUAGCCUAAGACGAUUGACCCUUCGUGAGAGUGGGAACUUUGUGGCUGAAAGUAAAUCUUUGAUGGAACAAAUUUCCAAGUUAGAGGAACUGUUGUCCAGCAGGAAAAAUAUACUGGAGCUUAUAGAACAAGAAGCCAUUGAACUGAAAAAUAAGUUUGCCUGUCCAAGACGUUCAAUGUUGGAAGACACAGAUAAUGGUCAACUUGAAGACAUUGAUGUUAUUCCAAAUGAUGAUAUGCUAUUGGCAUUUAGUGAAAAAGGUUACGUGAAGCGGAUGAAGCCAAGCACUUUCAACCUACAAACUCGUGGAACAAUUGGAAAAUCUGUAGGAAAACUAAGAGUGAAUGAUUCCAUGUCUGAUUUUCUCGUUUGUCGUGCACACGAUCAUGUUCUUUAUUUCAGUGAUAAGGGAACAGUAUACUCGGCUCGAGCUUACAAAAUUCCUGAAUGUAGCCGGACUGCUGCUGGUACACCACUUGUUCAGAUUUUAUCUUUAUCUGAUGGUGAAAGAAUAACUUCUAUUAUUCCUGUGAGUGAGUUUGCCGAGGAUCAGUUUUUGGUGAUGCUUACAAUGCGAGGCUACAUCAAGAGAGUAUCCUUGAAUUUGUUUUCAUCAAUCAGGACAACUGGAAUCAUUGCUAUUCAAUUGGUUCCUGGUGACGAGCUGAAAUGGGUCCGUCGUUGCACAAAUGAUGACAUUGUGGCCAUGGCUUCACAUAAUGGAAUGGUCAUACUGAGCCUGUGCAGUAAGAUUCGCACACUAGGAAGAAAUACACGAGGAGCAGUGGCAAUGAGACUCAGGGAAGGGGAUAGGAUGGCAAGUGUGGACAUUAUACCAGCAGCCAUGUGGAACAACUUGGAAACCUCAUCAAAAUUUCCUGGGAGCAAUGCUAAGGGCCAAAAUGGCCCAUGGUUGUUGUUUGUGUCUGAGAAUGGUUAUGGAAAGCGGGUUCCUUUAAGCAGUUUCCGAAUAUCAUCUUUGAAUCGAGUUGGUUUGAUAGGAUACAAGUUUUCUGCUGAAGAUUGCUUGACUGCUGUAUUUGUGGUAGGAUUCUCAUUAGCAGAGGAUGGUGAAAGUGAUGAACAAGUGGUUCUUGUAAGCCAAAGCGGUACAGUCAACAGAAUUAAGGUUCGGGAUAUUUCAAUACAAUCUCGAUUUGCAAGGGGAGUUAUUUUGAUGCGACUUGAUUAUGCUGGAAAGAUUCAGUCUGCUUCCUUGAUCUCAGCAACGGAUUGUGAGCCUGAAGAAGUUGUUGCUAUUGCUCAAGGCUAGUUAUAGAAGAACUUCAUUGUCGAGAAGAGGUUACUUCACCAAAUGCCUGACCACUGGAGUUGUAGUGCCCUUGAUGAAAAGCUGAUGCUUGAUCCUUGAAUCGGUGCUUGGUUGUGUUUUCUCUUGAGAUAGUCCUAGUUUUCCUCAUGCUCCAAAUAUGCGAAGCUGGGGGGGGGGGGGUAGUUUAUUCUUCAGGCUUUGUAAAUUAUAAUGUGACUUAAAGAGUGAGAAACAUACACCAGAGGCGAUAGUUAUUGGUGCAAAAUUUUAAUUAACUCUUCAUUUUUGUAACAGCAUUAUUAGAAAAGGUGACCAUCAUCUCUUGGAAUUGAGAAUCUUCACGCCAGAAAAAAUUUGCCAUUUUAUGUGAACUUUUUCUC
Abrus precatorius (Indian licorice) is the source of this 3341-nucleotide messenger RNA. RefSeq names its product DNA gyrase subunit A, chloroplastic/mitochondrial. Gene Ontology annotation, biological process: DNA topological change. Lineage: Eukaryota; Viridiplantae; Streptophyta; Magnoliopsida; Fabales; Fabaceae. The coding region runs from base 148 to 2961 and encodes 937 amino acids. Gene Ontology annotation, molecular function: DNA binding; DNA topoisomerase type II (double strand cut, ATP-hydrolyzing) activity; ATP binding. Gene Ontology annotation, cellular component: DNA topoisomerase type II (double strand cut, ATP-hydrolyzing) complex; cytoplasm. The record is from RefSeq and is a predicted model, not a curated record. The transcript has 27 exons.